AUGGACCAUCUCCACGUAACAGAAUUCGGGUCAGACCGAUAUCUUGAGAAGUUCAAUCAGUCGCAGGCAACUUCCACGUCAGCAACCGCCAACUCGGGCCCGUCUCAAUCCCCAUUCAUACUGCCCUUUCGCGGGACAUGUCCGCCAGAGUCAGAAGGCCCGUCCGCCAAACCGGGUGAUCAGAAGCGCUCCGAGAAGAAGGGGUUUGGUUUUCUUAGGAACAAGUUUUCCGUCAAGAGCUCCUCAGCCGCGGCCGCGAGCAGUUGCGAACACUCCGAACGAAGGCCUUUAUCACCGCGGUCGACGACAGCUAAGCAGAGUAUCCCAUUCGAUCAACUUUUUGUUGCCCUGCCGAGUGAAUUACAGGUGGAGAUCCUUGCCUCCCUUCCACUCUCAGACGUGUUGAACUUGCGGCUGGUGUCAAGAUCCCUACACGCCGUUGUCUCGUUAAACGAGACCCCAAUUACUCGCUAUCAUGUCGCUCAUCAAGUACCGGCAUACGCAAAACGUCUCUAUCCUGCCCCGGAAGGCGCCGCUUUAAAUUUCCACUAUCUAUGUGGGAUAUGGCACCGGCUGCACGUCGCCGCCAAGUUGUCGCACCUGAUGUGCGAAUGGAUAUCCAAGGAGUUGUUUUUGAGGAAUACUGAGGAGAAGAAGAGGGAAUUUGCGCCGCAGAGGGAACGGAUGCGACGGCGCCUCAUACCAGUGCUCUUCACCGUCUUCCACUUCUUCGAAACAUAUCGCAAACUGCAUCUCAAGUACAUCGCCGAACACGAUGGCAAUGGCUUGCUCAAAACACCCUACACGAUCAAUCCGAUUGAGGCCGAGAUUCUCAGCAUGUACGACGACAGGACCCUCCUCCGAGUUCACGAAGCCUUCCCGCUGGUGAUAUCGUCCUUUUGCAGGCGUCUUCGGCCACCGUCCUAUGUCGGUAGGGUGGAGCGAUCAUUGAGAGGAUACCUCAGGGACAAGCCCCCGGAUGAAGUACACGUCGCAAUCCUUUGUCUUGGGGGUCUGCGGGAGGUGGAAAGGAUAUGGGAAGUCAAAGGGUACAACGCUCGGCGAACCGCCGUGGACAACUGGUAUGCAUCUAUCACACGGGAUGUUGCCGAGCCGGAGACGAAAAGGCGACGGGGCAUGUUGGGGCUGAAACGCAGAAAGUCUUCGUUCACCCUGGGCAAGGCGAAUGCCGGGGACAGCCGCUCGGCUUCUGGCGGUCUGAACGGCUCGAGCGUCGCCCAAGGGAAGCAGCCCGAGAGCCUUGUGUUCCGCACGAGCCUGGCAGCUGGCAUGCCGAUGGGGUUUUUGGGUAGGGAAGAAUCCAGACUGCUCAUUCCCGACCUGCCAGUACUGCAGAAGAUCUGGGUCCACACAGCCGAAGCAAUGAUCCUGAACCGGAAAAUUGUCGAGCGGCCAUCAGACAUUCGACGCAACACCCAAGUGCUUACCGACUUGAUCCGUGAUUACGGUGAUGAGGAUGAGGACCAAUGGCUAUACGGCACCCUAGCGUCAGAUUCUAUACGGCCAAACCUUGAGGCGAUCGAAGAAGACUGCCUAUAA
Messenger RNA from Chaetomium strumarium, 1560 nucleotides. RefSeq lists its product as uncharacterized. The coding region runs from base 1 to 1560 and encodes 519 amino acids. Gene Ontology annotation, molecular function: protein binding. The record is from RefSeq and is a predicted model, not a curated record. NCBI's taxonomy places the organism in Eukaryota, Fungi, Ascomycota, Sordariomycetes, Sordariales, Chaetomiaceae. The transcript is spliced from 2 exons.